AUGGAGAAAAACCCUGCGAGUGCGACUCUGAGCGAAAAUGGAAAAACAAGAGAGGAAAGAGAUCAACUGGAUCAAUCUAAUAAAAAACCAAAAAGAAAAAUUACGCAAUUCAUUUUCAAUCAUAAUGAUAAAGAAGAUGAAAUCAUGGCAGAGACUAAACAAAGCCAUAUGAAUAUUGAUGCAGAAGUUGUAGGGCAAAGUGUAAGGAAUGCUGGAAGUUGUAGAGGUAGCAAUUCCCAGCAGCCAAGCCAUUCUUUGGUUAACAUCGAGGAUGAUGAAGAGGACGAUAUUUCUGAUGAUGAAGCAAUACCAGAGGAGAUCUUGAAUGAUGAUAGGUGCCUUAUCAUCAAGUUAACCAAGGAGGAGAAAAAGAGACUUAGGCAACCAUGGAAAACAUCCUUAAUAAUCAAGAUGUUUAGCGCCAAACUGGGUUACAUAGGGCUAAUGUGUAGACUCAAGAAGAAGUGGAAUGAUAGAGGAGAACUCUCAUUGACUGAUAUUGGAUGCAAUUACUAUAUAGCUCGAUUCACAAAUCAAGUUGAUUAUAGUUAUGUGCUUACACAAGGGCCAUGGCUGCUAGAUGACAAUUAUUUGACCAUACGGAAAUGGAUCCCCAACCUUGUUUCGGAUGAAUCACCUAUCAAGGUCCUCACUGCCAAGGUAAGGAUCCCAAACUUACCCAUAGAAUAUUUUGACAUCAAUUUUCUAAAUAAAAUUGGCUCGAAAAUUGGUAAGGUCUUAAGGAUGGAUAAGAACACAGCGCAAGCAGAACGUGGACAAUUUACAAGGCUUAGUGUUGAUAUUAAUUUGUCUAAGCCGUUGUUGUCAAAUUCUGGCUCAAGGGAAGAAUUUGGAGGCAUUCGUAUGGUGUGCUUCAAGUGUGGAAAGUUAGGUCAUGUGGAAAAUGAUUGCAAGUCACAAGAAUCUAUUGAUAGUGACAAUAAUGUGAGAAUGGAAGAGAAUCCUCUAUUUCAUCAAGCUGCUAAGCCAUAG
Molecule: messenger RNA, 993 nt
Organism: Chenopodium quinoa (quinoa)
Lineage: Eukaryota; Viridiplantae; Streptophyta; Magnoliopsida; Caryophyllales; Amaranthaceae
Exons: 1
Coding region: 1-993 (330 amino acids)
Molecular function (GO): nucleic acid binding; zinc ion binding
Source: RefSeq, a predicted model, not a curated record